This is a messenger RNA of Topomyia yanbarensis, 11244 nucleotides long. It is a transcript of the gene p120ctn, whose product is annotated as catenin delta-2. Gene Ontology annotation, cellular component: adherens junction; plasma membrane; nucleus. The record is from RefSeq and is a predicted model, not a curated record. Gene Ontology annotation, molecular function: cadherin binding. The transcript has 5 exons. Bases 2120 to 4831 code for a protein of 903 amino acids. Lineage: Eukaryota; Metazoa; Arthropoda; Insecta; Diptera; Culicidae. Gene Ontology annotation, biological process: cell-cell junction assembly; cell-cell adhesion.
ACACUGACAAGAGCGACGUCGACGACGACGACGUUUUUCGAAUGCAAGUCCUACUACUACAACUCAUUUCGAUAGUCUGGCGAUUGUCUCGUCUCAAAUGAAAUCGUGAAAAUUAUCACUAAAUACAUGUUCAAGUGGAGAUAAACUGUUGUGAAAGUGAUAUGUGCACAAUUCACGGUGGGUUUGUGAAUUUGUGAGAACCGUAAGUCCAAUGUAACGACGAAAACGGGAUUUUUCCUUCGUCUCAUCGUAGAUGACAGCAAAAAUUUAGGUGUGUUUCGCUGGCCAAAGAGGCAGAAGAAAAAAUCGCGACAUCAAUUUUGCUGGAGAAUUGGAGUCAAGUAGCGACGAGGAGGUCGAACUGAAAAAAAAGUUUCACUCUUCCGGGACGGCUGGCUGUUUGUACGCAAAAGUGAAUUACGAUUGAUUUUUCCUCUUCCGGUCGGAUCGUCGUGAGUUUCAGUUAUUUCGCAGUGCAUUCCUAAUCUGGCCGAGCCAGUAUGUUCGUUGAUGAGACGAAAGUGAAUUUUUAAAGUUGCAUACAUUUUUAAAUCGCUGGGUAGGUACUGAUAGUAGUUCCGUUCUUUUUUUUUCGCUGUUGCAUCUCGUGAGCAAGAAGAAGUGAAGUUGCAAAUACUGGGGAAAAAACCGAGAGUAUCGUAUCGUCAUCUCGUCGGCUUCAACAUCAACAGUAGCACUAGCGGCAAGCAUUCAACGUACACGGCUUACCUGUGUAUGGGUGCAUGUGUGGUGUGAUGUAGUACCAGUGAAGGUGUGGUUGGUAAAAGGCCCCUGAAGUGGGCGCGGGUGGAGUAAGGUUGGGGAAUCUGGGUUACGCUGUUGGAUAAAAGUGGCUGGUGGUGGUGGAAACAUGCGGAAGGAUCAAAGGAAGGUGUGCCUGCGUGAUUACUAGGAGGAUCGCCAUAGAGAGCUAGUGGAGUGGCAUUCACAAACAGGAAACGGUGGCGUUAGAGCGUUUCGACUGCAGAGGAAUUGGAAAGACUCUGUUGAAUCAAAUGGAUGCCGUGCGGCCCGUUGAACUGAAGUGUCUUUGAAUUGAUAACAAGCUUCUCUCCUUGCCGGUGUUUUAACUGUGUGUUGGCGACGUUCGAGUCGAAAAGCUGAAUACAGGGGAGGCAGGAGAAAAAAAAACUGCAGUCAGCAGCCUUGUUCAACAACGAUUACACAUACAUCGAGGACGACGACGACGACGACCUAGGGAUAUAUGAGCGGAAGGAGUGAACGUAUGGGUCCUGUGCCGAGGACGUUUGCAACCUCCCGCAGAUAGGUUCUCAUUCACGUUGUGUCAAACAGCGGUGGCGACGCUUGUCGCGCUCUAUCUCUGUGGUCUGGUGUACACGAAAGAACUGAACUCGAAUUCUGGACAAGAAGGAGAAAAGCGGGUGCCGAAAACACAUCUUAUCUAUGCGAUUCUCGUUCUAGCACACAAAAGUUUCUAGUGUUCUGUCGAAGGAAGGAUCUAGGUGGUAAGGGGGUGCACCAGCAAAAAGGAUUUUCCCAAAAGGCACGUUUCGUUCGAAGGAAUAGGGUGGAUUUUUUCGAGGUCGAUCGGGCGCAUUUUUGCUUCUUUAUAUUCCGCCACCCACCCACUCAGCUAGAAGCGACCGUGGAAUGGAAAAUAGCGCACAGAAACGAGUGAUAGGUUAAUUAUAGUGGCAUUUAUUUAUCCGGAAGCGGCGCUUAUCAAGUAACGAAAUUGUCAAUUGAGACAAAGUGUUUCGAAUAGGAAGUAAAAAACCGUAGUCAUAGAGAAGUUGGUGUGGUUGAAUUGAAUAGCGGAAGAACGAUGCGCUCGUCGAAGCGAUUUUAUUGACGAACGUUUUGGAAGUGUUAUCUAUUGAAAUAAGAGAUACAGUGAGGCAUAUAUUGAAGUGUUUUUGUGUUUCUUUUGUGCUGCAAUAAAGAAGACUAAAUUAAGUGAUUGUGAUGUAUAUCUUUGGAGCAGAUUGUUUUGAUGGAUAUCAUUGACUAGGGAAGGCGCAUUUCAUGUUAUUGUUUAUUGCUUAACUGUGUGCAAUAUACAACUAGUUCGUAGGGAGAAGGAGGAUUACGUGUGGCGAAACGUAAUUACCAAACACUGGAAAAAUAACCAUCAUCAAUGCAUAGUGAGGAUGAACUAAUCGCCCGUACUCACAAACAACAAACGACGCAGCAAAUCACGACCGUAACGAAGGUCGUGCGCGAGGUGACGCAAUUGGGACCGGAUGGGCAGCCAUUUGACUAUGUAGCAAUGCCACUCGACAUGGGACCGGAUGGACAACCUCUCGACUACGUGUCGAUGCCGAUGGGGAUCUACACGACUAGGUCACAAUAUAUGAACUACAAUCACCUGGAUCAGCAGGAGCAAUUGGCUGCAGCAGCAGCAGCAGCCGCAUCUCAGUCGCAUCUGCCACCGGGUGCGAAAGGGAUGGGUGGACCCAACGAUAAAGGACCAUACCAAACUCACUACCAGGACUAUGAGCACUAUUCACAAUACGCAGACUCUGGCUAUGACCCAGCCGGUGUUCACCAUCCACCCCAUCCGCAGUCCUACCUCGGAGAAUACCAGAUCAAUGAUCGUUCAACACCACACAACUCGAGCGAGAAUAGUGAAUCUUCGAUUCCUCUUCCGAUGAAUGUGCCUCAGAUGGGCAAUCCGUCAGCCAACAUGCUACCACCUGGUUACUUACAGGGACAGUACGAUGAAAUGGGCGAGUAUGUAAUAGCGCCAUCACCUGGCGGGCCAGUAGAUAGGCUUUACCCAGAUAACCAAUCGGCUAUGGUUUACGGUUACGUGUCAACUCCUCCCUAUGGUACAAUCAGUUCUCACGGUCAUCUCGACCCAACUGGUGCCAAUGAACCCACGUAUACAACAAAGCAACUUGCAUAUGAAGCAGCGGCCAGCAGUCAACGAGGCGUACCACCAGAAGGUUACUAUGAUGGUGAAGACGAUCUGUCGCAGCACAUGUCCAACCUGCAAAUCCACAAUCACGUCUUUCUGCAACAUCACAUCAUAACGUCCCCAGGGGGCAACAAUCGUUCAGCAGGAAAUGGACCCGAGGGUCCCGACCUCGAAGACCAGCGCCAAAUGAAAUGGCGAGAUCCAAACCUAACCGAAGUGAUCGGUUUCCUCAGUCAUCCUAACAACGCCAUCAAAGCCAACGCUGCCGCGUACUUACAGCAUCUUUGCUAUAUGGACGAUCCCAAUAAGCAGCGAACACGAACACUAGGUGGAGUACCCCCGCUGGUCAAACUGCUGGGUCACGAGAACACCGACGUCUAUCGGAACGCCUGUGGAGCCCUGCGGAAUCUUUCCUACGGUCGUCAGAACGACGAAAAUAAACGUGCAAUCAACAGUGCAGGUGGUAUUCAAGCACUGAUCCAUCUGUUAAGACGGACUUCCGAAUCCGACAUCAAGGAACUGGUAACCGGAAUUAUCUGGAACAUGUCAUCCUGCGAAGAUCUGAAGCGGUUCAUUAUCGACGAUGCCAUCCUUGUAAUUGUGUCGUACAUCAUCAUUCCCCACUCGGGUUGGGAUCCGACUAACCCUGGUGAAACUUGUUGGAGUACGGUGUUCCGGAAUGCAUCGGGAAUUCUGCGAAAUGUUAGUUCGGCUGGAGAAUAUGCGCGAAAAAAGCUGCGCGAAUGUGAAGGUCUAGUCGAUUCGUUGCUGUACGUGAUACGGAUAGCGAUCGAAAAGUCCAACAUCGGUAACAAGAUCGUGGAGAACUGUGUGUGUAUAUUGCGGAACCUUUCCUACCGCUGUCAGGAGGUGGAAGAUCCGAACUACGACAAGAAUCCGAUUCCGCACCAUAGUAGCGCGGACGGGUCGCACGGAAGUGCUAUCGUAAGUGCGGCCUCCUCGAAAGGUGAAAAUCUGGGCUGCUUCGGAGCGAGUAAGAAGAAAAAAGAACAACAGGCAGCAGCGGCGGCAGCUCAACAGGCCGCCGAACCGAAGGAUCAUUCAACGGCGAACGGAGAUCCGGCACGGAUGGCGUAUAAGAAUACGGCACACUAUAAGGGAGCGGAGCAACUGUGGCAGCCCGACGUUGUACAUUCCUAUCUUGCCUUACUGCAGAGUUGCUCAAAUCCGGAAACGCUCGAAGCGGCAGCCGGAGCGUUGCAGAACCUGGCCGCGUGCUACUGGCAGCCAAGUAUAGAGAUUCGCGCCACCGUGCGAAAGGAGAAAGGCCUUCCCAUUCUGGUGGAACUGCUGCGGAUGGAAGUGGACCGGGUGGUGUGUGCCGUUGCAACCGCCCUUCGGAAUCUAGCUAUUGACCAAAGAAACAAAGAAUUGAUCGGCAAGUAUGCCAUGCGGGAUUUGGUCCAGAAGUUACCCUCGGGGAAUCCGCAGUGUGAUCAAGGAACCUCGGAUGAUACGAUUGCAGCCGUGCUGGCCACGCUCAAUGAAGUAAUUAAGAAGAAUGCGGAAUUCGCCCGAUCCCUACUCGAAGCUGGUGGAGUCGAACGGUUAAUGAACAUGACACGACAGCGGCUAAAGUAUACCCCAAGGGUACUUAAAUUCGCUGGACAGUUGCUAUUUACGAUGUGGCAACACCAGGAUCUACGAGAUACUUACAAGAAGCACGGCUGGAAGGAGCAGGACUUUGUAACGAAAACAAUUGCCUCACGGAACGUGAAUAGUAGUAAUGGCGGGAGCUACAGUGAUAACUCGCCAAAUUCCCCCAACAAUACCCUUAACCGUCCGAUGGCAUCCCAGAGUGGUACCAGAUACGAAGAUCGAACAAUGAAGCGGCAGCAAAAUUCGAACAACGGUGGCCAAGCCAUGUCACUACCACCUAGCGAUGGAACGCUGAAGUUAGGUAGAUGAAUGCAUCAAGCCGAAUCUGGUUUAACGGGGUAGGAGUAAGAGAAGCCAAACUGAAAGCAAAAGCCACAAUUGCAACACAAAAACAGGUACCGAUGCCACCUGUAGAGUUCUUGUAGUCUAACUUGGUGGCAAUGAAGAAAACCCAAUUAUACAAUUGGAAAGGUAGCUUUCCAAAAGCUAAUAGUGUGACUCAAUGGGUAUAACCGUCAAGGAAAACCUAUACAAGAAAAGGUAUCACGAGUAUGACAUCGUAGAGUAGCUUACAAAGUAAUAUAUAAUAUCUCUCAAACAUCAAACAAUCUUACUGGACAAAGCUCUUUGAAACCAAUUGGAUAGUCCUCACGUAGCAACGCUCAUGCAGUUUUAGAACCUUACUACCCUCUCUGAAAAUCAUGGAAUUUAAAAUUCAAACCUUACCAAUCAUCUCUCUGUCAUGUCAUUCGCCCAACAGCUCUUGCAUCAGAUUUUUCCCUUGCACAUUAGUUUCACCAACGUGGUGUCCUCAACGAAGAUCAGUUGAUGAAAGGAUAAUUAGCGUGAUGGAAAAAACUAGGUUUCAACAAAUAACCAAAUAUGCGUAUAAAUUUGUAAAUGGUUUGUAUUUCUCAAGUUGUUUACCGGAUGUUGUUGCAGAGCAGUUGGUGUGGUGGGGCUAGGAUAGAAACCCUGUCAUAUGGUAAUGUUUUUUACAAUCGACAACCAGUGUCACGAUUUUACAGGUGUGGCUGGUGGGGUCUCAAAUAUCAACAAACUCUUGCUUAAAGCCGGUGGUGCUGUGCGUUCUCUGUUACAUUAUGUUUUAACACUCGUGUGCUGUAUAGGAAAGGAUUUCUAUUUUUACUACAUCUAUCGUUGCAUCGGAGAUCCUCUACCUCAAAUGGAAGCCAUUUUCAACGUAACUUAAUAGUGGGGCUUGUGUUAAACUGUCGUCAGCUCUAGUGUCUGAUCACCAAGUUUAAGCAGGUUCAAAAAGCACAGCAAAUCAUAUUUUCUCCUGGAUGUUGAGGAAACUCCGAGAAAAAUAAAACCUGUCUCCACGGAUAAUGCAACAGGAAGAAGCAAAAAGGGAAACUCUGUAGCCAUCCCAAAUUAAGCAAAUUAAGUUCAAAUAUCACCAAUACUAUGCGUAAUAACAUUUUUUAAACUCGGGGACCUGAAGGAAACUGCGAAGCCGGUCUCAAAUCAUGAUGGAACAAUCCCCACAAAUGGAAUAAGAUGGGGCGAUUUAUUCUAACUAAUGUUUCUAUUUGACUUGAUCAAUUACGUCCGCGUGAAGGAUGAGAAAACCGCACGUGGGUGUUGGGCGAAUCUAUUAUGGAAAACACUGGUCUAAUCUCUGUGUGAAUUAAUUUACCCCGAUCGACGAAUUACAGAUCGAUCGAAGUUACAAAAUAAUAGGUAACACCGUGGAUCAUCAUCAUUUAAGCAGUUUUGGUGCCCGCGAUCAAAUGUUCUUCCUUUAAAUGGGUAACAUUGAGCACAACGCAGGUAGAAAAAAGUAUUUUUUUAAUUCUUUUAAUCGUUAGUAAGAACAAUAAUUGCUGUGUCCUGUUUCACGCUGCAUUUUGUGAGUGUUGACUAAGUUCUUACGUUAGCAAAGCCCCCAUAAAAAGUGCUAGUUAAACAGUGGGUCUUUAAUGAUUUUUACAACAUGUAAAAAUUAACGUAGCUUGCUGCUACAUGUUGAGAUCCUCUUCUUUGAUGGUGAAACAGUAACUAUGUUGUCCGCCGCAACUUGGUAACAUGGUUGUAGCUUGGUCUGCUGGCGCCCUUGGCGGAGCCUCAGUUUUGUGUCCCUUUGCUGUUUACUUUGGCUUUGAUUUUCAGUUCAACUUUCAAACAAUAUUUUUAGUACAUAGAAAAGGUAGACUUAUCCUGAUUGCUACUCACUCACUUAUAAGGCGGAUCAAGAUGUCAACGCUCUCCCAAGGCUGGAGUCUUUGGCGGUGAUCCUCCUUGGCAAUACCACACUACGGAUCUGCUUCAUAAAAAGUAUGACUAUGAUAAUCUUUCAAAAGCGACGAUGAAAAAGGAAAUUUCGCAAAAAACAGUAGUUUGGUGAAAUUUAAAGUAUAAACUCGUUACGAAUAUCUCUGUAAUAUCAUUCGAAGUCAGGUGUUUCAAGGUGACGGACAGAGCAUUUUUUCCUUGUGAAAUCAGUUGACGAGAGGUAUUUGAAGGCGACGGAAGGCGGGUUGUUCUAGUAGACUGUACGUGUGGAUCGGGUUACUGAGCAGACUAUUCACCAUACAACAAUAUGAAGAAUAGAUUUAAACGUUUCUAGAGAAAAUUUCGAAUAGGACUUAAGUAACAAUGAGAGAUUCUUUUUGGGUUAUUUCUCUUCUGUUCAUUACUCGGUCGUUUCAACAUUUAGUACUCAACACUGCAUAAUAUUCUAGUAAUAACCAUCGGUUUUCGAUAUGUACUGAUAAAUUAGUGCAAAGUGUUAUAGGACGUGAAUCGUUUGUAAAGAACUGCUCAACCUAUUUGGCUAUUUCGAGAAAGAAUCCACCAGUACCGCUAACGAACUGCACUUUGCCAGACGGACCUUAUCGCUGUUAUGCAGAUGAAAAGCCCUGAUGCUAGGAGUACUAACAUAGCGCUCAUUCGAUUAUUUUUACAUGGGGAUUGCCAGCGAUCAUGCAGAGCGAUUCCCUUUUCAAAACAGUGAGUUCUUAGAACACUGGAAAAAGGGCAUUAAAGCCAAUAAGUCGAUUCCUCUGAACCCGCAGUCGAUCGGUGCCGUAGAAUGGCAAAACCAGAGCAUCAUUAAAACCAUGGCUGGUGCCAGACAAAAUGGUAGCAACUGGAAGGAAUCCUUACAAUUUUAUGUAUAUGCACACAACACUUCUAAGCCUCAUGCACGACUUGGAAUAACGCCCUUUAAGUUACUGGUAUGGUGGCGGUAUUGUGGUUUCUUUCUGAGUUUGUGGGAGGCUGAACUGAUCAAGGAAUUGGAUAGAUCUGAUGUGCGAGAUCAGGACGCGUUCUCAAAAUUGAUGACCGCGGACCAUCGUCGAGGAGCAAAAAACUCUGACAUAGCUGUUGGUGAUAAGGUGGUACUUGAGAUCCCAAAGAAAAACAAGACGUAUGCAGUUUUUUUUCAUCGAACAGUUUACAGUGCUAUCACACCAAGGAGCAAAGGGAGUCCUUCUAAAUGAGCAAGGAGUGCAAUACGCCCGGAACGUAGCUUAUGUUAAACAAGCUUUAGAACCACGCUUUUUGUCGGAAAAGGUUUCAAUGCCAAGUGGAAAUGAUCCCGAAAAUCCCUCAGCUCAUCUAUGUGAUGAAGCAACGAUUGCCUGCGAAGGACGAUAAAAAAACCAGAGAUAAAAUACAGAAAAUCAUUUCUUUCAGUGCUAGAUAAACUACAACAGUGGGAUACUAACGGUUCGGUCCGUAAUGCUGAUGGAAACGAAGAAGUUUGUCCAAUUUAGCUGUUGCGAUAUAAGGGUUGCUUUUGUCGACGGCUGUGGAAAGAUCUAUGUAAAUAGCAUCAAUUAGCAGUCCGUCGGCGGAUCCAUCGAGUACAUACUUUGUGAAUGAUAGCAGGUUGGUCGUUGUCAAUCAUUUAGGCAUAAAAGAUUAUUGGCAAUGGAGGUACUGGAGAUCAUGCUAGAAUCACAAAUUCUAUCAGGUGUGCACUGCCCAUAAUCGUAAGUCAGUCCCAUGUAGAUAGGAGAUCCCAUAGAACAUGGGACUGACUUGCGAUUAUGGACAGUGCAGUGCACAACACACUCGAGUGCGAUCGGCUAGUUUUACUGAUACUGUCUUGGAACUCGCCCACCGAUCAUCGUUGCUCGCUUGGGUUUUCACACCAUGGUGAACAGCGAUAAGCACACCACCACCCGAUGUAUUCUGUUUGUUGAGGGCGGCGUUAAUUUUGAAUAGCACAUGCUCAAUUUUCGAAACAUUUAACCUAUUUAGAAACACAGUUCAGGGCGGUAAGCGUCAUUUUGAGAGAUCGAUCCGUUUAUAUCAUAGCACGAGAAACGGGUAGAUGAAAAGAUUUCACAUUCCCGGAUAGUCGAGAUUUGGAAACACCACGUUGGUAUCACCACUUUUAAAUAGACAACAUUUGUCGUCCUACUUUGCUAGCCGAUUCUGCAUCAUCAAUCAUUAGGUGUUCUUAUAUGAGGCGUUACUGAGCAGUUAUGUCACUCAUGAUUUCUUUUUUUUCCAUUCUAGAGUUUUUAACCUUAAGGUCAUUCGCCUCUUCAGGUUAGAAAAAUCUCUUAGGAAAAAUGUCUAACCCUAUGUGCGGGGUCGGGACUAGAACCCAGGUGUGCUGCGUACAAGGCAAUCGAUUUACCAAUACGCUACGCCCACUCCCCACUCAUUCAUUUCAAUGCAAUUUCAGUAACGCAAUUACUUAACAAUGAUGCUUAUAAUUCUCGUGUAAAGGCACCUAUUCCUUUUUUCUAUCUUUUCACUCGCAUCAUCAUUUUCCUCGCACACAAAAUUGAGCUCCCAUACCUACUCAUCGAAAAUGGACCUAUAUUGGUGUAAAAUGAAUGGUGACAGUGAAAGCGAGACAGCAGCAACUGCCACAUCGGCGAAGAUGUAUGUUUAUGUACAACAUUACUGCAUAGAUCAAGAUAGAAUCAAUAGAAUAAUCGAAUACUCAACAGCUAAAUCACACCCACAUAGAGCUGGUAAUCCACACCCAUACACAUACUUCAGAGGUAAUAUAUUGAUCGUUAAUGGAAUUAGCUAAACAAUCUAUAUUCCUGUAAAAAUAUUCUUAAGUGAAGUAAAAGUGCAUACGACCCAUUAAGGUUUAUACAUAAGUACUCCUGGAGGCGCUCAUUAAUUCGACUUUUUUGAUAACAUGAACGAUGGGAAUUCAAGUGCGUUACAAGGAUUUUAAAAACCAACAUUGUAAAAACAGUAACAUGUGGAACUAAUUUGAUACAUUUUUCAAAAAAAAAAGAACAAAAUACCCUAAUCUUAAGAACUCAAAAAUAACAACAGAAGCAGGAAGAAAACAGCAACAAAUUUUUAUCCCUCGCUAUUACUCUAUAGUGUAACCAACAUACCCCACGUGUAAACCGUCAGUCAUAGUCCACAUACAAAAUCAUUGUCAAAAAUUACUUCGAAAGAAGAUAUAGAGCAGCGAUUGCCGCAAGGAAUUACAGUGGGUAAACCAAACCAUGGCCCUAGGUACUACAUCAAGCUCUGCUUCGAAAACGAACAAGAGAUAACAAACACGAGAACAAACGACGCAGUCAAAUAAAAAGUGCAACAGCAUACCCAUUCAGAACCCGUAGAUUAGAGUAAAUUGAAUUAAUUGAUAACAACUAAAACAACAGUACAUACAAAUAAGUAACGUAAUAUCUAAUCAUAGCAAGGAAGUAAAAUACAAGUAAAAGGGUAAUACUUUUAUGGUCAAUUUUAUCAAAUAAAAAGUUACAAAACAAUAUAGGAAUCACCAAAUUCACUUUCACUCACCCACUGUCGCAUCAUAAUAAGCACACGCAUUUAGAGGAACAUGAAAAUCACGCAGUUAGACAUAGGGACAACUUCUAUCAAUUUCGCAUAAACAGCAAGAAGGAAAGCAGGAAAUAUCAACGGCAUUUUCGGUUUUAUAGUAGUACAACUGCCUAGUCUCGCCCACAAAACUGGAAAAAAACGAAACGAACAGAACGAAUUGUUGGCAUAUUAGUAAAUCUGUGUUUUCCACCCAUUCCAUAACGAUACGACGCCACUUUAGGGCCAAUUUUUGCGUUUGAGUAUUUUGAUAUAACAAUAUUGGUUCUUUAAAUGAAAGUGGGUUGUCGUAAAGCAAGUGUUCACAUUCGGAACGAUGUGAAGAACGGUUGCGCCUUUUAAUAUUGAUUGACUUUAAACUGCCAUUCGAUUGGCAGUCGCAAACUGAGUUGGAGCAAAAAAAGACGUUUGCUACAAGUUGUAACAGUAGAUACAGAACAUCUUCACUAUCUCUUUCGGCCCUUCAGAGUGCCCAAUACUUUGACAUUUAUAUACCAUGGUAAAUAACUCCAAUUAUUGGGCGCUCUCAAGAUCUAAAAAGAUAGUGAAAACGGUAUUACUAGUGGCAACUCUAAUCAAGUGUUUUGUAUCUUCUCAUUCAGAACAGUAGCAGCUGCGGCAGCGUUUAAUUUGUUUAUGUUUAGCGUGUAGAAUAGUGAUCGCGAGAUAUGUGGAAUAACAUGAAAUUAAGAUACUGGGUAUUCUGAACUAAUUAUUACAAUUAUUCGAAAUUAUAUUAUUAUGCAGCAAAAAAUAUAUACUAUCGAUAGCGAAGGAAAGUCAGGACUGUGCAUGAAUUAUGGUUAUUAGUAGGCAAAUGAGUAGUGAGCGGGAGAAUGGUAUGAUUAAAAUUACUUAAUCUAAAAAGGAUAAAAGUAUAUACAAACAAUUAAAAUUAAAUGUAUGUAUUCCAGCAAAAAAAA